Tuber aestivum (summer truffle) is the source of this 726-nucleotide messenger RNA. The record is from the annotation of a GenBank genome assembly. NCBI's taxonomy places the organism in Eukaryota, Fungi, Ascomycota, Pezizomycetes, Pezizales, Tuberaceae.
AACCAAGGACAUAUUUUCAUUAUUUCCCUACGGUACCACCUUUGACACUUCACACAUGGCGCUUUGCUCCUGCUUUACAUCUUGUACAGCCAUCCCCAGUGCCUCCAGCGCCUCGUCCAAAGUGCACUUCUCUCGUUGUAUAUAACCAGCAUGCAUGAGAACCGGAAGUCUUCUCAGUGUCCGUCCCGAGAAAGAAGUGCAUUCGUUUGCGCACCGCCACAGCCUACUCGAUGGAGCAUUUGGCUGCGAGAAGAUAUUCAUUCUUGCCUCUUCGGGACUGGGUAUCGGCCUCUUUCUGCAUUUUAGCCAAGAGAAGAAGCGGAACAGACUGUGAAAUACUUGUUCUUCAAUCAAUCCACAGCGUAUGAGUUCGUUCAAACAGGUCCUGAGGAUUAUGUAGAUGGCGCUAGCGGUUGGGGCGUUAACAUAUUGUUUGAUAUCAGCUCGAUCGAGAAAGGCCGUGUCCAUUGCUUCCAGGAGGUUGGACGUUGUCAAAACAAUAACCUAGAUAGUUUGAAAGGUUAGAACCGCAUGGACCCCCUUUGAGAAGGAUUUUUGCAUUUUUCUUAUGGCGGAGCUUGUCCAGUCCUGUUAACAGUGCAUUCACAACCUAGAACCCUUAUCAACGAGCUUGCCCGCGACGCACGAGAAGUUGGGGCAUUAGACCCUCAGAGAGUCACUUGGUUCAUUUCCACCUGCGGCCGAUUUUCUUGCUGAAGUUAAGGA